Fusarium redolens is the source of this 495-nucleotide messenger RNA. RefSeq lists its product as uncharacterized. The transcript has a single exon. The record is from RefSeq and is a predicted model, not a curated record. The annotation marks the transcript as partial. Lineage: Eukaryota; Fungi; Ascomycota; Sordariomycetes; Hypocreales; Nectriaceae.
UCCUUCACUGGUGUAGGUAUGUGGGAUGCUCUUGGUGGCCUCGGUGUAGGAGGUUCUGCAGGACCUUACGCUAUUUCGGCCGCCAAUGCAAUUCUUUAUACCCUUUUCUCAGUUGUCUGCAUCACCGCAGGUGUCGUCAAUAAUCGCAUCGGUCUCAACUACGGGCUUGCCAUCGGUUCGAUUGGAUAUCCACUCUACGGGGCGGGCCUAUACACAAACAAUUACAAGACAAAUACUUGGUUCCUGCUAUUCGGGGCUGCUGCGUGUGGUAUCUCUGCAGGUUUCUUCUACGCUGCCGAGGCUGCGAUCGUGAUUGGAUGUCCUAGUCAUAGCGAGCGUGCGUUUUACCUAACCACCUGGGCAACAGCCAAGGUGGUCGGGCCCAUCGUCGGCGGUGCUAUCAACCUUGGAUUGGACGUAAGUUUUCUGGACAACGCUAUACUCAACCACAAUUUUGUUAACUUGUCUGCAGUAUCCAGUCUCAGAAAUCAGUGA